Molecule: messenger RNA, 8965 nt
Organism: Wyeomyia smithii (pitcher-plant mosquito)
Lineage: Eukaryota; Metazoa; Arthropoda; Insecta; Diptera; Culicidae
Product: trichohyalin
Exons: 6
Coding region: 537-8162 (2541 amino acids)
Source: RefSeq, a predicted model, not a curated record
CGCUUAGUGUCCGCUAGAAAAUGUCGGCGUUCGCACAGUAACGGUGUCUCCGGUUUUGCUUUUUAUUUGUGCACUUUUUUAUUUUCCUUAUUUUAUUUUCUGUUUCCUACUUUCCACCUUUUGCGAACUUACAAAACCAACGAGUAGUAUCAAUAGUAUUACAUUUUAACGAUACGUCGACGUUGAAAUAUUAUCGCGCGACCUCGAAUCCAUGUUUUGAAAGUCGGUUUUCCUCGUUCGGUAAUUCACUGCUUAACAAAUCAGAAAAAUUUUUUGGCACAACGUCAGUUUCGAUCAAUCCUGCUCCCAGGCCUCGUGAAUCCAACAGAGUACCGUCUACCACGUUAGUAGUGCCCAGUGUCCGUGUGUUUUGUGCCCGUCAAGUCACUGCUCCAGCUCAGUGUUUUAUUAUUACUAUUUUCACCGGUCAGCAAUAUAAAGUUUCGUUAGUCAAACAAAAUAUACAGUGAGGCGGAAGAAAUAAAAAACGAAGUAAAAAGUGAAUCUAUAAAAGAGAUCAAUCCAGAGACGCCAGUAUGGCGUCAACUCAGGAUCUCCGCGGACGUAAUUCUAAACUACUGCAACGUUACCAAUCGAAAGCCGUCUCGCAGGACCCACUGCAACAGCCGAUCGAUACGUCACCGUUCUCGAAAUCCACCGGUCAGCGAAGCUUGCAAAAUUCGACACUACUUCAGAAACAUUAUGCUAGGGCGAGCUCGCAGAAUAUUCCUAGCGAGCCAUCGACUCAACCAAAUUCGAAUACCACCGAGCCUGGCAAGAUAACCGGCAGUCAGCGCAGCUUAGAGCGAUCGAAACUUUUACAGCGCUACUCCAAGCAACAUUCACUCGAUUCUCAAGAUGUACCCAAAGCAGCGGAACCACAAAUCUACAGCAGCCAGAAAAGUUUACAAAGCUCCAAACUGUUGCAGCGAUACAAUCCUAACACCAACUCGCAAGAUUUUACCGGACUUUCCGCUCGCGAAGGUACGCCAGUUGCACGUUUUGCACGCAGUGGAAGCCUGGAUCACGAUCGGCAAGUUCGCCCAUCGCUCCUAUCAAGGUAUACUCCAAGAUUCGGUAAGUCUCUAGACCGAAACAAAUCCUUCGAAACAGAAGCGUACAGCGCCUACAGCAGUCAGCGUAGUCUUGAUCAACCAGGUGUAUCGCAAUCCCAAACUAUUGGCGAUUACAGCAGUGAUCAUUUUGACCAAUACGAUAGUCGAAAUCUUCGCAGUAGAUCAUCAAGUAUGGCCAAAGGACUCGCUCGUAGUAGUGGCUCUAGAGAGUUCCUUCCAGCGAGCAAAAGAGUACAACUGGAGAAGGAGAACAUCCCCCUCGAUCCAGUAACACCGGAAACGUUACCUAUGAUAGCUGCUCCCGAACCCGUCUUGGGUAACAUUGCUUCAGCACUACCCAUGCCAAUGUUAAAUAUCGUUCCACCAACUCCAAUGGUCGAAGUAAGUCCACCCCCAAUGCAACCAACACAAGUUCAGACUUUACCGGUCCAACCACCCGUUGAAGCUAGUGUGCCGAUAGAACCGCCUCGUUCAGAGCCGGUCAAGCCACUGAGAAAAGAUUUGUCCGCGUCGGCAACCGUGAGUAUUCCCAUUCCCGCCAUCAAAACAACCAUCAAUGUCGAACCACUGAAGUCCAUCAUCAAGCAGGAAACGCGCGUCGUUCCGAAAGAUCCAUCACCACCAUCACCACCAUUAUUCAGCGAUAGGGAUCGCAUGCAACAUUACGGAAGCGCUUCCAAAACAUUACCAUCAUCUACAUUGUCAUCGAAACCAACAAUCGCCCCCAUAUCGCAGACGAAAAAGGCCACUCUAGUGCUGCCGGUCAGUGAUCUCAGCGGACGUCAAAGUCUAACUGACCUUCGAAAACCUACUCUGGAAGAAAAACACCCACCAGCACUGGAAAUCGACGAAACUAGCGAACGAAACGAAUUGCGAAGGUUCUCUCUUCAGAAAGAACCCGUCAAGCGAACGCUGGAGUCCGCCUUCGAGAACAUUGCGGCUCUGUCCGUACCACAUGCAGUUAGCACUCACGAAGAAGAGCAGGAAGUCAUCGAAAUCAUGCCUACGAGUCGCAAGUUGAAAAAACGUGAUCACACCUACCAUCCUUCGUUCGUUCCAAAGCAAACGGAACAGCAGGAUAAAGAUCUGAAGGAACUGGAGACCAAAAUCAAGCUCGAAAUGAAAAAGAUUGAGCAUGAUCGCAAGAAAGAGGAGGAACGAAUUCGGAAGGAAGAAGAGCGACUGAGAAAAGAACGAGAUAAGCAAAAGAAGCAAACUGAUAAAAUAAAAAAUGAAGAAGAGAAACGACACAAGGAGGAAGAGAGAAAGUUUAAACUGGAUGAAGACAAGCGUAUUAGGGAGGAAGAGAAGAAGAUGAAAGCGGAAGAGGAGAAAAUAAGAAGAGAAGAAGAGAGGUUUGCUAAAGAAGAAGAGAAAAGAUUGAAGGAGGAAGAAAAACGCAAAAGAGACGAAGAAAAAAAGAAGCAGAAAGAAGAAAAGAAAAAGGGCGUGUUGAAAAAAUCAUUAUCCGCCGAUCAGGAACCUUCAGCUCAGCCAGAAGACGAACCCAUCGAUUUCGGUAGCCACCUAGAACAAUACAGUAUAUCGGGACCAGAAAAACCCAGAAGCAUUUCAGCGAGCAGAGCGCGCUCUGACGCAACCCCCGUCGGUAGUACAAGAGCACUAAAUCGUCAUACACUGCCUGCCAUGUCCAAACCCAUCUACAGCAGCCAACAAAGCCUCGACAGAGCCACCGGAGUUCAGUCAAAAAUGCUGCAACGAUACACCAAACGAAGUGGCUCGCAAGACUACACAGCUCACACAACAGUGGACGAUGAAACGGAGAAGUUUCUACGUGAAGUACACCGUAGUCAGGGUAGCCUGGAUCACCAACGAAUGGCACGUUCCUCGUUGCUUCAGAAGUACACUCCCAAACCAUCAGGUGCUUCCAUCGGAGGUCCAAGUAGCCAACCUGCGUCAGUGACAAUGACGACGACGGUGCCAAAAACCACAAGUGAAGUUAGUUUAGACAAAAGUAGACUGGAAAAAUCAACACUUCUUCAGCGCUACAGCAAGCCGAGAAGCGAUUCGACUGAACCUCCUCCAGCAGUAGUGAUUAGUGGCGAAACCGACAAGGAACAGCGCCUUUCAUCCGUUGUGUUUAAACAGCAGAAGAAACGUCCGGAGAAAUACGACGCAUUUGAUUACCGCGACCACGAGUAUGAACCAAUUGGUGAGGUCAUCGACAAACCAGCUGAGCCGAAAGCACCGGCAGCAGUUAGUUUGGCUCUACCCGGCGGUGAAAUUAAGCGGAAGCUGUCGAGUGCAUCGUUACGCGUCCCUGAUGACGAUGCCGACACCAUCAGUAUGGAGGAGCUACAGAAAGACAUCGAGGAUCGAUAUUUCAACCGUCCAGGAGAGGAAGAACACGAAGACAGAACCGAAACUGCAGAGCCUGUGGAAGGUCCCGUCGAGAAGGGCAGCAAAAUGAAGGCGGUGAUGGCCAGAGCCCAACAAAGUGGUAAAAAAGCUAUGGCUAGAGCUCAGGAGAGUAGCAAGAAUGCUAUGGUAAAAGCGCAGGCAGGUGGAAAGAGCUUGCAUCAAAAGCUGCGCAAACAAACCGAGAAGUUCAAGACAAAAAUGUCCAAUAUCAACGUAAAAAAAGACAAAGACGUUGCUCCGUUGGCGUCUCCAGAGAUUGUCACUACUCCGGAAAUCGAGAGAUUGGACUUUACCAUUGCGGAACCGAAGCCGGAACAAGAAACUGGCGAAAUCGAACCUCCAGCCGUAACGAUAACAGCCGAACAGACGGCCGACACAACCGAAGAGACCGCUUUGGAGUCUACAACUGGCAAGAAGAAGUUUAAAGGACUCAAAAUGCCGAAACUUCAGAAACCCGAGUUUAAAAUCGCAAAGCCCAAAAUGCCAAAGCUGAAAACACCAGACAUGUCCAAAUUCAAGCGUCCGGAAAUGCCAAAAUUCCUAACAGAAAAACCGGAUUUCUCCAAACUAAAGAUGCCGGAAAAGAUAGGUACCAUCAAAUUACACCGCAGUAAAUCUCUGAAAGAAUCGUCUGUUCCCAGUGCGGCUUCUCCUUCCGAUGUCGAAACUCCGUCGGUUACUAGCGCUGAAGGAGCCAAGAAAAAAGUUGCCUACACUGAUUUUAGCACUUAUCCAAGAAUUUUAGAUAAAUUCAAACGACAAAAAUCCGCCCCAAGUAAUGCAAGCGUCCGUGCCUCAACGCCUCCCCCGCUAGAAUUCAGCAAAGCCGGAAAAACAACCCGCCCGAAAGGACCAAAAUUCAUCUCACGCUGGGCAGAGAAAUCAUCCGAAGACACUGAAAGUAAUCGUUUCUUCUCGGGCAGUGAGCUGGGCGAACGUGAAUCGUCCGUCGAGAAACGUAUGCGCCAACGAUUGGAUCGCGCCGAAUUCGAGCCACCAGAGCUGCCAGUAACAGCCGAGCAGAAGCAACUGGAGGAAUACGAUAAGGAAAAUCGUGAGAUCCAUCUGCUGUCUGCUGCACGUCACGAUGAAUUCCUCAAACGAAAGCCCCCAAUGGAACGACAGGAAUCUGAUCUGGCUUCCGAAGAGGAGAAACAGUUUUGGGCCAGCUCUUUGGGCCAGAAAAUUCGGCAGAACAUCGACAUGAAUAGUAAUGAUUUCGAUUUUCUCGAUGAGGAGGAUCGCUUGAGACGUGAGAACGAAGCAGUCGAAGGACUUAGUGAUCGAGACCGAGCACGAUUCUUGGGAGAGCCGACGGAACAAUCGGAAAAGGAUUAUGAUAUGCGAUCAACAACUCCUUACUCCAAUAAAGAAUGCCAGUCGUCAGGGAGUUCAGGAAUUCGACGGCGAAAGGGUGUGUUGGAAGAGAUUGACGAUGAUGAGUUCUUCCUCCGCCAGAAGGGAGUAUCGAAAGAUAACAUUCAAAUGGGCGAAUACAUCAGCUUAGCGAUAAAGGAAGGUCUGAGCACUCCGAAAAAUGCACUAGCAGAAAUGGGUCGCUAUGAGCCGUACGACGAUGAAGAACUGGACGUCAGCGAAAGAGCCAGCAUGGAUUAUCGCGGGGAAGCUGGUGCGAGUGGACUUCGGUAUUACCAGCCAAGCUUUGAGUCCGACGACGUUUCCAACAAGCAAAGCUUCACCGACGAAUUCCAUAGGGAUGUGGACUUCUUUAAGACAUUCCCUCCGGAUCGUCCGGCGAGAAAACAAAGAAAGGAAAUUAACGUCGAACCACAGGAGGAAGACAUCCAGAAGGUGCCCUACGACACAUACCAACCGGCGGAUAGAGAAGACGAGGUUGAAUUUUACAACCGUAAUCGUAAGUAUUCCAGCGAGCCGCCGCAGGUUGGCCUGGAAAAAGACGAACAUUACAUUGACGACGAAAACAUCGGCAACGAAUUCUCGCGGACUGGUACGGCUGUACCGCCAACUCCACCGAGACGUCGCAAGAAGCGCUUCCGUGAUGUCGCCCCACCUGACCUAGAACCAUUCUCCAAUGGUUUAACCAAAAAGACCAUUUACAAUAGCUUUACCAUUGGACCCGAAACGCACCUCUAUCCAGCGGAGGUUCCCUUAGCAGAAGAAGAAAGUUUCACUACUCCCUUGCCAACACCUCGCAGGUCUCGCUCACGGUCGCAACUAUCGAAGUUUUCCGAGGAUGAUCGAGCAUUCAGAGCAACCUAUGUGUUCGGUUUCGAAGACAGUGCCAUGGAUAAGGGCACUUUUGGUGUGUCGGAGUCGAACGACUAUGCAGUUGUGAGGAAAGAACCUCCACCCCGUCCACCGGCACCAAUUCGACGCAGGAAGUCAACCCGAUCGUUGGAAGGCCAACGACAGUUCAACACGCUGCCCAACUACCACUCGGUAUCGCCAAUGCGUCCCACCCGAAAUUACAGCACAAUCAGCCCGAACCGUCCGCCGAGGAACAAGUCUGUGUCCAGUCUCAACGAGAAUCAACCAAAAAUGUCUCACGACAGUAGAGAAGACAUCCGAGAGUAUGAAGAGAUCGAGGACAUGGAAAAUCAAAUAAAACUACAGCAAGCGCUACAAUCGGGAGCGAUCGUAAGCAAGAUGAAAGAUCGACCACUUCCACCUCCGCCACGUCCCCCUAGGGACGGAAGAAAACCUCGCAAGCACGACAUCGAAGACGAUAUCGACGGUGGUGCAGAACGUAUAGUGGCACUGGAUCAACACGGACCAAGAGUGGUCGAGGAAGUAGAAAUCGCCAUUCAAACGGAUCCGGUUUCCGAAGACUACGAACUGGACAUUGAGGUGUCUGAAACCAUCGGUGCUGUUGGUGGAGAUCCUUUUGAAGCACCAUCAAAGACGCUGCAGGAAAUUUUGAAGGAGGAACAACAAGCGGAGAUAGAUCGUGCCCGCCAACUGGCCGAAAUGGAUAACCUAAUGAAAAAUAUUCAAAAAUUCAGGGAUUCCACCUCCUCGCUAUCGCUACAAGGAAGCCGACCAGAAACUCCGGCGGCCGCGGUGUUGAUCGAACGUAGAGUUUCAUCCCCUUACUCGAGCAACGCUCGCGCAGAACACGUUAUUAGACCCGUGAGUACCGAUAAUCUAACGGAGCAAGAUCUAGCUGAUGAUGACAAAUUCAUCGCGGAGCUGGUGAAGAAGUACGUUUCCGAUGAAAAGGUAACUGAAACUCCCAGAAAACAAGCGAAACCAGCUGUUUCCGAUGCUGUCGAGGCUAGUAUUUCACGCGAAGAACGCAGUGCACUUAAAGCCGAGCCAGCUGCGCCACCACGUACACGUUCCUUGGUAGCUUCGGACCAAGACUUAACUCGAAGUGUCGAGAUUCCAUCAAAUGUGAUUGAAGAAAUUGUCGAAAGGCUGAGAACCAACGAGCAGCAGCAUAUCGCCGAGCUGCAGCAACUGCACCAGCAACAAGUAGAGGAACUCAGAAAACAUCAGGAAGAACAAAGACAGCAACAGGAACAAAAACUAGAAGAGCAACAAAAGCAAUUACUUCAACAACAAAACCAGCAACUUCACGAAACUCAACAACUCAAAGAGCAAAUAUUGCUCCAACAAGAGCAGCAAAAAGCUCUACUACUACAACAACAACAGCAGCAACAACAGCUGCUGCUUGCCCAACAGCAACAGCAAAUACUGCUGGAACAGCAAGAAAAAGAACGUGAGCUGCAGCGGGAGAAAGAACGCGAACUACUCCGAGAACGUGAAAUCGAGCUGGAAAAAGCACGUGAAAGAGAACGAGAACUUCAUCAUGCCAGAGAGCUAGAGUUGCAGCGAGCCAGAGAUUUAGAGCAGCAACGAGCGAAAGAACUGGAACAACAAAGGCUACACGAACUCGAGCUGCAACGCGCGAUGGAAAUGGAACAUCAACGACUCCGAGAGCUAGAAAUUCAACGAAUCCAAGAAGCUGAAGCACAGCGAGCACGAGAAGCAGAGCUACAGCACACUAUGGAAGCUGAACUGCAAAGGGUAAGGGAAGCAGAAACGCGUCGCAUUCGUGAAGCGGAGGCGCAAAUGAUCAAAGAGCUCGAGAAAUUAACAGCUAAAGAAACAACUAGCAAGGACAGCGAAAAAGUCACCACUGCCGAGCAAGAGGUUGAGGCUGAGGUACCACAAAAACCAGCAGAUGUUGAUAAACCAGCACAAGAAGUAGCUAAAGAACCACCUCCAGUUCGUCCUCCUCUGCCACGGUACAGUCCACAAACACCGAUGUCGUAUCCGGAAUACCUCCAGUACCCUCUUCCGCCGCAGGCUUUCUAUCCGGGUCGAAAUUAUUCCGAUGAUGAAGGAGCCGUACCGCAGGCACCGCAACGUCGCCGUAGACAUCACCGUUCCAGGCGAGAAUCUACCUCCGAAGAGGAACUUCAACGAGAACAGCGUAAGCAUCGCCACGAAACACGUUCUCCGGAACCGUCAAUUCCAGCACUAAGCAGUCAGCUGCUUCGAGCCUGCGGAUCUUCCAUUCGACAAACUGGGGAUGAUCUGAUGAACAUCCUUCGUGCCAGCAGUAAGGACGAACACAAACGUGACUUGCACAUUGCUCUCAUCAUUUUGAUUGUCAUCGUGGCCGGUCUGAUGGCAUUGGGAAUGAGCGCCGAAAAGGCGGUUCAUCACCACCACUGGGACUACUUUAAUCCUCCCGGCAACAGCGGGAAAUCAUAGGUGCAGCAGAGAGAAAAAUAUCCCAACCUCAACACACACAGCCAUCGUUUGUUGGUGGUCGAAUUUGUAUACAUCCAGGGCCGAAUUUAGACGGUGGGGGGCCCGGGGUAAAUUUGUUUGUAAGGCCCUCUUUUCUAAAAACAUUUAGAGGUAACGUUCUGAAAGGUGACGAGCAAAAAAAAAGGUCGCCUAAGGAUUGGGGGGCCCCUUGAAUCGGGAGGCCCGGGGCAUUUGCCCCCUUCGCCCCCCCUCAAAUCCGGGCCUGUAUACAUCGUAAUGUGGACGUCUUCUUCGACUUUUCUAUGUUUAGACAAAAAUUCUUGAUCGUAAUCGUUAUCACUCUAACUUUUAAAUUUCUUCUACAAUUUGCAUUUGAGCGUUCAUUAUGCUUUAGAAUCAGAUCAUGUUAAGCUAUUGACGAAUAAUUUAUUUCACCCUUACUUGAUAGUUUUCACAUCUGCGCACAUUGUUACUUAAUCGCACAAUCUAACAACCAGAAGCUACUACCGCUACAUAGUUUUGGAUAAUGCCACAAAGCAUAUAAUUAAAACAGAAAUAUUGCAAACGAAACAUUUCUUUUUUUUUUGUACAGUAGAAAGUAGAAUCGAAUGGCACGGAAAAUAAUGAAUAAAUUUUUGAACCGAUUCGAGAAACCGCGAGUUACAGUGCUAGUCAAUGGAUUGUACAUAGGGGAUCAACAAAGAUCAACAAAUCGGACCCUACAUUGCUAAAUUAUUUGUUUUUGUACCAUAAAUACAGUUUAUGCAAGGUAAUAAAACAUUUUUGACGAAGUUUGAAAUGAA